AUGGCGGCUCCCGCUCUCAAGCAGCAAAGGUCCCGCAUGGAACCAGUUGCGCAGGAUGAGAUGACCAACUUCGUUGGCCGGGUGAUCGCUUGCUCACAGCUGGAGGUGCUGCUGGCCGAAGUCGAGAUUCAGCGGCCUGAUAAGGUGCAUCGCCGCAAAAGCCCGGCCUCUGAGAGCGGCCUUUCCGAAUACUCGUUGUUGAACUCACCUUCGGAGGUCGGAAGCCCAGGCCGAAACACCCGUGGACGAGCGGGACCGAGCGCUUCGAGUGCAGCGGCACCAAAAGGGCCACCAACACCGCAGCCCGUCAAUGCACCUCGCAAUGAUGCUCCUCGAGGACCCCCAACACCGCAGCCUGUGAAUGGACCUCGCCGUGAUGCUCCUCGGGGUCCUCCACCACCAACAGGUGCCUAUGCAGGGCGACAAGCGCCUGCCUCGCCGGCGACCUCCGAUCUCUUCACCUCCGACGUCGAGUCCUUCAGCACGAUCCAGGACCAGAUGGCCAUGGAGGAUGACUACCAGUUGCCUCGCAAUGCUUGCAAGCCACUCCCCAAGGGAGUGCCAGACCUUGCGACUUGGGGUCGCACCCUUCUGGUGCUGCCGAAGUAUGCCUCCCUGCGCUGGUCCUACCGCAAGCUUCUCGAGAAGGCUUGGCACGACAAGGAGAUCCUCAGCUACCUUCGCUGGAUCAAGAGCACCUACUACCAGGAUGCAGAGAAACCCGUGGCGGGUAAAGCAUCGGACCUCGCGGCCUUCCUGAUCGCCACCGAUUACCCGAUCAUGGAGCGCAUCGGCUGCGUGGGAGCCACCCGCACUCUGGUGGACGACUGA
Messenger RNA from Symbiodinium sp. CCMP2592, 831 nucleotides. Lineage: Eukaryota; Dinophyceae; Suessiales; Symbiodiniaceae. The record is from the annotation of a GenBank genome assembly.